AUGAUGGCCAGUCAAAUCGCUCUGACAAUCCAGUUCGGCUUUGCCCUGGUCUUACUGGCCUUCUGGCGCGCAUUUACGCCACAUACUUGGCUCAAUCGGCUUAUCUCCUAUUUGGUGAAUUGUGCGUUGCUUUGGUGGUACCCAAUCCAUUCAACAGACGGCCAAGCCUCGAUUCCGACCUGCCCGUACCGAUUUCCGGAUGGUGGAGGGAGUCUCAAAUUCCUUGAAUACGAAAGGGUCUCUCGUCGAUGGGUGGAGGAGUAUGGACCGGUCUAUCGCAUCUGGGUUGGUCUGACGCCUGAGAUCAUAUUGACUCGAGCCGAGGAGAUCAAAACAGUCUUCAGAGAUUCUGGAGAUCACCAGAAGGCUUCGAACCUGAAUGGGGGCUGGGUCAUGGGGAAUCUGGUUGGGGAUGGGGUGGGUCUCAUCAGCCGGGGCCACUGGAAACAUGUUCAUGCGGUGGUUUCGCCUCCAUUUACUCAGAAGGCCACUACUUACGUCCCGUUGGUCCAGUCACGAGUGGUCCGACAGUUCAACGACCUUCACGGGGAAAUUCGUGUUGGAGAGGCGUGGCGUCUGAAGCCAGCCGAAGAUCUGAAGCUUCUGCCUUUCUGGGUCAUCAGUGAUCUCCUGUACGGAGAACUGCCUCCGGAGAUGGUGCAAGAACUCCUACAUAUCACCGACCUGCGGACCGAUAUUUUCCAAUAUGCUUUCAAGGGCGGACUUUCGUUAUUCUCCUUCACAAAAAUCUUCUCUCCGAUCAUCCGGGCCAAGUUGCGCGUCUUCCACACGCGGUGGGCGGAAUUCAACCGGCAAGCAUAUCAACGCGUCAAAGCCAGCAGCCAGGGCUUCACAUGUGCGAUCGUGCCUUUGUAUGCAGCGGUCGAGAGUGGCCAGCUCACCCCAACAGAAUUGAUGCAUACUCUCGACGAGGCGCUCUUCGCGAACAUUGACGUCACGAUCGGCAGCUUCUCAUGGAUCCCGUCCUUCCUCGCCGAGGACAUCGCAUCUCAGGAGGAGCUCCGAAGGGAGAUCUCGGAUAUACGCUCGGACAAUUCCAAAGAUGCGUGGGCGCGAUACAUUGCCAGCAACUCUACCAUGCUGGCUUGCUGCAUCAAUGAGUCCGCGCGGCUGCGGCCUGUCACGAAUUACACUUACGCCCAAUCGAUCCCCACGGAACGCGAUGUUGGUGGAUUCCGCAUCCCCAAGGGAACCUACAUGGUGGUCGAUACCAAUGCGUUAAAUAUCCGGGAUGAGUCCUGGGGCCCGGAUAAGACGAGCUACCGACCGCGACGAUUCUUGGCCGAAUCCCGCUCGUAUUUCCGCUAUCGGUUUUGGCGCUUUGGCUUCGGGCCGCGCCAAUGCAUUGCCCAGGCGUUGGCAGAUACGAUACUGAAAGUGUUGGUGGCAUACAUGGUUGAGCAUUACCGUCUCAGUUGCCUUGAAAAAUCGGCUAUAGACAGCCAGAAGACGCAGAAACAAGGGGAUGCAUGGUUCAAGGUCGCAGAGCAAGCGAUUAUCUUGGAGGCUCUAUGA
Messenger RNA from Penicillium waksmanii, 1536 nucleotides. Its product is annotated as cytochrome P450. Gene Ontology annotation, molecular function: iron ion binding; oxidoreductase activity, acting on paired donors, with incorporation or reduction of molecular oxygen; monooxygenase activity. Lineage: Eukaryota; Fungi; Ascomycota; Eurotiomycetes; Eurotiales; Aspergillaceae. The transcript is spliced from 3 exons. The record is from RefSeq and is a predicted model, not a curated record. Bases 1 to 1536 code for a protein of 511 amino acids.